AUUUAGCAAUGUUUUUGAGAAAAUUGUUGUUUUGAUGCUUCUUGUUUGCCUGUCUGCUAACGGAUUUAAGUCUUAAAUCUGAGGCUAGUCAGAUCUUUAAAGUGGACUUAAAUAAGGAUAUAAAGCUUAAAAGAUCAAUUAGAAAAUUUGCAAAAUAAUCUUGAGAAAUAAGGUGUAUGAAUGCGCUGUGAGCAGUAUAAAAAUAGGCGUCAUAAGCUUUCAACUUUGCUUGACAAAGCAGUGCAAUUUGUACGGUUUAAAUCAUUAAAUCAAGUUUAGUUCAUCACAAGUUUAUUAUUUUGUUUAAUAUUAUUUCCCAUAGUUUUGUGAUCAAAACCCGUUGAAAACACGAUAAGUGAUGUCUGAGGAUCAACAAGAAAAUGGAACUUCCAAUGGAGAAGUUCCGGAAAUUGAAUUAAUCAUUAAAGCUUCAACUAUUGAUGGCCGGCGAAAAGGUGCUUGCUUGUUUUGUCAAGAAUAUUUCAUGGACUUGUACUUAUUGGCAGAGCUGAAAACAAUUAGUCUAAAGGUCACUACUGUUGACAUGCAAAAACCACCACCGGACUUUCGUACAAAUUUCGAGGCAACACAUCCACCAAUUUUGAUUGAUAAUGGACUUGCAAUUCUCGAGAAUGAUAAGAUUGAACGCCAUAUUAUGAAGAAUAUCCCAGGAGGUCAUAAUCUUUUUGUACAAGAUAAGGAAGUUGCAACAUUAAUUGAAAACUUAUAUUCGAAAUUGAAAUUGGUGCUUGUGAAGAAGGAUGAGCAAAAGAAUAAUGCAUUAUUGUCACACUUGAAGAAGAUAAAUGAUCAUUUAACACAACGAAACAGCCGCUUUCUCACCGGUGAUACAAUGUGCUGCUUUGAUUGUGAACUUAUGCCUCGAUUGCAGCAUAUUCGUGUUGCUGGAAAGUACUUCAGCGAUUUUGAAAUUCCAACAAAUUUAGCUGCAUUAUGGAAGUACAUGUAUCAUAUGUAUCAACUAGAUGCAUUUACCCAAUCAUGUCCUGCAGAUCAAGACAUUAUAAAUCACUAUAAACUUCAGCAGGCUAAGGGUGAUCACAAGAUGCUAAAAAUGAAGAAGCAUGAAGAAUUGGAAACUCCAACAUUUACAACUUCAAUUCCAAUUGACAUCACAGAUAACUAAGAAUUUUUGAAUUACUUUAGACAGAAAUGAAUGUACUGCUUAAUAAUAUCAAUAAUUCAUUAAAUGCUUAAUAUAAAAAAUACAAUGAUCAUUGAGUAAAAAUACAAUUUAAACUUUUAUUUAAAAAGUAUGAAAUCUUUAUAAAAUAGACACAAAAAAUGAGUAUUACCAUUUUUAUUACAAUUACAAUGAAACAGCUUAAUUUUGGAAAGUUAUUUUUUUAUUCCAAAAUAUAAUAAUGAAGGAUGGAACGUUAUAGUAAUAUAAGAAUAAAGAAAAGAAAAAAAAAACUUUGCGAAUAGAAAGUUAUGCAAAAUAAAAAACAAGAAAUUCUAAAAUUAUUUUUUUUUCAAAUGUGCCUUUUUACCAAAAGUAAAAGAUUUUUUUAAAAUGCUUAUCCAGUGGAAUAAAUUUCAAAUUAUUCAUAAGCAUUUGUUAGAGCAAUUAAGUUAACUUUUUCAUCGGGAAUUUUAAUUUUUCUUUAAUAUGGAUGUGGUUACUUUCGUUUCUUCAUAUUUUCUUAUUUUCUACUUUUUUCCAUUUAAAUUUACAAUGUAAAAAUCACUAAUUACAGUUUAAUUUCAAUAAAUAUAUAUUGAAAAAUGG
Chironomus riparius is the source of this 1753-nucleotide messenger RNA. Lineage: Eukaryota; Metazoa; Arthropoda; Insecta; Diptera; Chironomidae. The record is from the annotation of a GenBank genome assembly.